GAUUCUCCUCAACGCCUUUCCCAUCAAAUUCUGCUCCAAUCCACGAAAUUAUGAGCUCUUUCCAACCAUGAUCUCCCCUCGUCGUCCCCAAGUCCGUGCUGUGAAUCGCCAUGGAUGGCACCUUGCCCCACGGCACCAAAGGCAAGAGGGAUGAGUGGAGUGAAGGGGGAGUACUGUCGCUCUUAGAGAUCUAUGAGUCCAAGUGGCUAUUUCGCAAUCGCGCUAAGCUGAAAGGUAGCGAUUGGGAGGAUAUCGCUCGCCAAGUUUCGAUCCAAUACUCUUCUUCGAAUGCUCACAAGACGCCUAGCCAGUGCAAGAACAAGAUCGAGUCCAUGAAGAAACGGUACCGCGCGGAGGCUGCAGCAGCAGCUGAAAACCCGGGUUCAUGCUCUUCCUGGCAGUUCUUCGCUCGCAUGGAUGGUUUGCUUAAGGCCGCCGCUACCCUUUGCCCUAGCAGGCCAAAUUCGAACUGUAAUCGGAAAAAAAACGUCAAUCUGGUUGUUCCAGGUAAGGCGGAGGAGGUUGAUGCGGAUGCGGGAGAUGGAAACUUGCAUGAAAGACAUCGGGAACAUGGAUCCAAUAGUUCGGGGAAAGGUUUUGUUGGAGAGAAAUUUAGUGAUGAGGUGAAGGAGAGUGGAGGGAGUGAUAGUGAUGUUAGUGCUCGGAUGUUUAAGGAGGAGGCUGCAGAUGAUAGGAUUUUGAAGAAGCGAAGGAGAUUGGGGAAUGAGAUGGCGGAGAGCAUUCAGUUGCUGGCUCAAUCCAUAUUAAAGAUUGAGCAGGGAAGGAUGGAAAUGUUUAGGGAUUCUGAGAAGCUUAGGGCGGAGGCGGAGAUUAAGAAGUGGGAGAUGGAGCUGAAGAGGACAGAGAUUAUUUCGAAGACACAGUUGCAGAUUGCUAAGAUAGUCAUGAAGAGGCUUUAUGGAAAGAGCAAUGCGCAUGAGGGCUCUCCUUUGAAGACUGAGCUUGAUAUGCUGUCAAGGAGGGAAGUAAUGGGAACUGCAUGCAAGACUGACUGGUUUUUGUAAACUUCAGGGUGACUAACUGCUUCUGCUUCUACCCAUGAAGAUUAUGUUCUGCCUUCUCAUUUAAAGUGUGCGGACCUAUGCUCUUCAAUAUCUUAUCAAGUAAGUGUUUAUCUUCACAUGGUUACAUUUGUUACCUCGGCUAUAAUUAUAGUUUUGCAGUGGAUAUAUGUGCAAAUCCAUGGUAUUUUAUGUGGAAGAGAUAUCCAAAAUUACCAAUUUAAAUAUUUAUUGGUGGUGAUUCCCUUAUCUGAGAAGGGAUAAUUUGCCAAAAGUAGGAUUGAACAACACUGAAAUGGAAAAAAUGUAAGACUAUGUAUGGCUUUAAAUCAAUCUGCAAUUAUACGAAAAGCUGUUAUGGGUUGCCA
Messenger RNA from Phalaenopsis equestris, 1390 nucleotides. Its product is annotated as trihelix transcription factor ASIL1-like. The transcript is spliced from 2 exons. NCBI's taxonomy places the organism in Eukaryota, Viridiplantae, Streptophyta, Magnoliopsida, Asparagales, Orchidaceae. The record is from RefSeq and is a predicted model, not a curated record. Gene Ontology annotation, molecular function: transcription cis-regulatory region binding. Bases 111 to 1025 code for a protein of 304 amino acids. Gene Ontology annotation, cellular component: nucleus.